Messenger RNA from Priapulus caudatus, 2324 nucleotides. RefSeq lists its product as uncharacterized. The transcript has 4 exons. The record is from RefSeq and is a predicted model, not a curated record. Bases 357 to 785 code for a protein of 142 amino acids. NCBI's taxonomy places the organism in Eukaryota, Metazoa, Priapulida, Priapulimorpha, Priapulimorphida, Priapulidae.
AUAUGAACCAGAUCUACCAGAUCUACCAGAUCUACUCCCAGAACAAGAUGAAAGCACUUUAUCUCAUCGUGAUUGCGGUUGUUUUGAUGGCUGCAACUACCGUAGCCGAGGGAGAGGAAGGCUGGCGUGGAGGAAUCAGUAGUAAUAAUCGCAGAGUUCGCUACAGGAGUCAGAUGUCUGCGUUUCGAAGCGAAGGCGAAGGGAACACGUUCCGAGGAGAACAAGAUGACGAUGAUGAUAAUGAUGAUGACUAUUGCGUACACACGUACAUUGUCAAACGAGGACAGACGAAGUGUCGCGCGGAGGGACCAGACAGCGAUGUGCAAGACCGGUUGCCUGGAUUAGUAGCGAUUUGAAUGAACUUGCGCAACGAUUUCGAGCAACUGCGAAGAGGUCUUGACCUAUCAGACCGUUCCAUGCCUAUGGCGCAGUUAUAUACGGCCUUACAGACUAUCAGCAUCACUGCUGCCGAGUUGAAAGCCCAGGCGAAAGCGUACUGUUUCUUCACGCUGCAUCCGACCGGCGGCCUGCACGGACACAACCAGCGAGAGUUGAGCGGACUCAGCGAGGAACAGUGCGUGCAGGCGUGCCUCGACGCCAGCGACUUCUUCUGCCGCUCGAUCGAGUUCUGCGGCGUCGACUCGUGCGAGCGCGGCAAGUGUUACCUGAGCGCGCAGAGCAGAGAUACGGUGCCGGCUGACUACGAUACGUGGGCACACUGGGAUUAUCUGCACAGAGUCUGCGUGGGAACCCCAUCCCCGCCUGCACCCACUGUCACACCUUAAGGUGAUGGUGACAGUAAGGAUAUAAAACUGAUACAUUUCUCUAUAAUUCGAUUUGUGUUAUCAGUACGAUGUUUUUAACAGGAGCACGGGACUUAAAAUGGAUGUCCUUCGCUAUAGAGUGCUAUGUAAGCACAUGCUAAAACACUAAAUCUUAUAAAGGUGUUCAAUAAUAGAUUUUGGCAUAUAUUCAACAUAAGAAAGAACGAUAGGAUGCAACAUAGAAGAACAUAUCACAGAUUUUAACCAAAAUAUUGAAUUAAAAGAACACCGAAUAUUAUGUCGGACGCCGAUUUGAUCGCAGUAGGUUAUUCAUUUACAAGAUGGCAGACAGUUUGGUUCACAGCGUAGUUCAUAGAAUAAGUUUUAAUAUACUUAUACCCCGUACAGACUACGAAUUUUAGCGCGCGUCAGACGCGCGUCAAACGCGCGCUAUCUUAACUUGCGCUAACUAAGAGCGUACAAACACAAAACUCUGAAGCGGCCAAAGUAUGAGUCAUCAUUUCUCCCACCGCUCAGUUCCCUGCUCGCCACGUCAUCCCACAGACAGCGUGGUACAGCGAGCGUGCGUGCGAGCGAGCGUACGUGACCUAAGUAAGGCUAUGCGCAUGCGCAUUGCACAACUUAGCGCGAGUUAGGCAGAGAGCAGAUUACAGACACAGAGUUAGAGCGGGAUAACUUGGUGCGCACCAAGAUAGCCCUGCUUCGUAAGCGGGGCCAACUUGGGGCGGGCCAGCGCGUAUUUGGAGCGGGAUAGCGUGUACACACUGCAAUUUUUUAGCGCGCGCUAGUUUGGUUCCAUAUCAAAUUCGACGUCAAAUUUGUACGGAGUAUUAAACGACUUCAUUGUAUCUUGUUGUAUCUAGUUGAGGUUUAGUUAGAUAAGCGGGCACGUUUACAUGUUUGUAUUCUACCUUGAGUAGUGUUUUAAUUAGAUUAAAACAACGUAAAGAAAUGGAUCGAUGGUUUACAUCACAAGAUGGCGAAACGUAAUAAUUUUACAAGUAAAUAGAGAUUAUCAUAGAUGUUUCAACAUUAUAUAAUAUGCAUUCCCACAUAAAUCAUGCCGUCAAACAGAUUUGGUAUAAAAUUGUAUUAUUUCAUGUUUUGUUUCGUUGCACGACAGGCAGAAAAAGUUGUUCUGGAUCACGUUUAUCCUGAACCCUUGAUUAGAAAGUACAGCCAUUUGGACAAAUGUGAUAAAACGGAAUUUUUUAAUUCUUGCUCCUUGGCGGGCUCGUGACGUCAGCAAUUACUGCUGGCACAUGCAACUGACUGCCAUUACCUGAAACCGCGGAGAAAUUCUCAUUUAAUAUUUUCAUUCAGAUAGACCUGAAAUAAUACUCGUUUUUCAGUUUAGUUUAUUUUUGAAUACAAUCUGAUAUAUUCACGUUGUACAGCGAUUUCUUACAGAUUCCUCGUAUUAGUCUCGGGAGGCCAUCUUUAAUUGUGUGAGAAUUGCAAUUUAUAUUUUCAUACAAUAUCUUUAAAAUAUAUAGACAUAUAUACUCUUAUAAUAUAGUGUUAUACUUUAACGAUAUU